Molecule: messenger RNA, 1984 nt
Organism: Amoebophrya sp. A120
Lineage: Eukaryota; Dinophyceae; Syndiniales; Amoebophryaceae
Source: the annotation of a GenBank genome assembly
AUGCUCGCCCGGGAAGAGCUAAAAAACAUAACCGCUGGUGGUGAAGAAAGUAGACCCUCUGCAAAUUCCGGCCAAGAUGAAUACGGAACGCAACAAUCAUCAUCAGUCGGGCAGAACCAGGACGAUAGCGGCGAUGUGGACGGUCCCCCUCCAAAGAUGACCUUUCGGAUCUUCGAUGCCGCACUAGCGCCACCCCACGAGGAGAUGAAUCAUGCACCUGUCGUGAGGACCUCAAGAGGGCUUCCGGACAGUCAAGAUGGUGCCGCAUUCAACAUGUCCAACGAGACAACUGCCACCUCCUUUGCGAAUGCUAGUACGUCGGAGAGCAGGAAUGCGAAUGAGUCCUCGUUUCUCUUUGUGAGCAACAUGUCCUCGAGCAACAAGAACACGACGACAGAGCGCGGCCGGAAUGUUUUCGGUACAGUAGCGGAAAACGGAACAAGUGUCAAAAAGAUUAACGAACAAGCAGUGCCUCCAGCAUCGAGAAGGAGGGAAGAUCUCGCGAUGGGUGGAGGGGGCUCGGGCCACGGUAAUCAUCUUGUGUUUACCUCAGCGUCUACUUACGGCGCAUACGGUUCCGGUGCCGCGCAGAACUUGGGCCAGGGGGAGAAAGACGCAAAUGCCACAGACGAGUCUGACUCGUCCCUGACGCUCGCCUUCCUGCUGGAGCUUGAAUUACUUUCCGGACUGCUGGGCGAUUGCUGUUUGAGGUACUCCAAUCCGGAGAACCGGCAGCCGUUUUUCUCCGCCCUAACUGAGGCCGGGCAGCAAGCGCGGUCCACGGCAUGCUCAGUCGUCGAGGAGGAGCACCUCCCCGGGCCCUUGAUAAUAGCCGCGUCAGAUACGACGAGUACUACGAAUUCCAACCACGACGAAAACGAGGCCUCAGCAGCGGAGGAAGAAAAUUCGGCCUCUUCGGCAGAAGAAGGUCAAAGCGGCACGGCAGCGGCAGAUUCUGUGGUGCCUGCUUCGUCGCCUGCAAACGGUACAACUGAGGUAGGUUCUGGGCCGCCUCUUGGUACAUCGUUGAAUCAGGCGGACACGACCGGCUCCAACAAAACAGAGGCAGCAACGGCAUCGAAUGAAAUAGACACUGUGACUGCAAAUCGAACACCAGACACAGAAGCCGCAGAUCAUCAAACAGCAAUCACAGCAGAGUCGACUCAUCAAACGCUAAGCACAGAAACCGUGACUGAAGCCGCGAGCGCAGCCGAAGGACCGAGCCAAGCAGACCCACACACAGGAGGAGGUGAAGCAGACCCAGCCACGAGUGAAGCAGACACAGGAUCAAACGAGACACAAUCUAUGCAAACGUCUUCCAUGUUGGAGUCGGGCUAUCAUGGUCAACAGAGCUUCGGCGUGAGCAGUCGUCAAGCUAGGAGCGCAACUAAGGGAUUCCACUUUGCGCCCGUCAUGGGUGCAACGAGUACGGCAGAGAGAAGCGGACUAGUUGUGCAAAGCUGCAGUGCCGGUAAAAAGGAACUGACAGGGCGGCUAAAGAAGGUACUUACUUACGCACUUACGUACUAGUCAGAUAAUUUCGUAUUUUCAGAAAUCGAAAUUGAAAUCAGGUCAGUCACAUGUGUUGAUGUUUCGUGUGCAUACUAGUUUUGAUUUGGUCAAAAUAUCACUACCCUUAAUAAAGCCAAGCUUGCAAUUCUAAAUCACACUACAGUUUUCCAAGUUACUUGCGGAGCAGCACGGUGUGACGGCGGACCAACUGCAGAGGUGGCUGAAGCGACCGGGUUUGCAAAAACUCGAGGGCUUGGCGAAGGUAUGGAGCCACCCGGAUUUCCUGUCGGAAGACGAUAAGAAUGCCGUUCUUGAGAUCGCAGGGGAUAUUCUACAUGCUUAUGAGAGCGGUCGCUUUGCAACAAACCUAGCAUCGUUCGUGGUAACGUGUUUUCUAACUGCCGGGCUAGCUCUGUUUGCGGCCUUCGCAUUGCCCAAAGUCACGCUUCAUUUUCAUAAUGUCAAUGUGUAG